Molecule: messenger RNA, 190 nt
Organism: Dentiscutata erythropus
Lineage: Eukaryota; Fungi; Glomeromycota; Glomeromycetes; Diversisporales; Gigasporaceae
Source: the annotation of a GenBank genome assembly
UUCUUCUGGAAAUUUUGCCAAAGGGUCACCAAGAAGAAUAAUGAACAUCCAAAAUCAAGAUAUUUCACAUGACAUGCAAAGAAAACGUAAAGCCAGAAAUAAUGAAACAGCUGAACAAAGAGAGACACGACUGGCUCAUAAUCAUAAAAGGAAACGCAAAAAAAGAGUAGCAGAAACUACUGAAGAAUGA